AUGAAAGAAAACUCGCUGCGGCAACACCGAGUAUGGCAUCUUGAAAAACAAUUUCUCUGCCAACAAACAGAGGAAGUUAAGGCCCAACUUCUAAAGACAGAGACAGAAAGCAAACUGCUGCUGGAGAAGAACGGUCAGCUGGAAGCUUCUUUAGGAAAUCUCAAAAAGGAACUGGAGAAGCUCUCAAAGAGAUGUGGCAAACUGGACGGGCGACUGCAAAAAGAGACUGAAGAGAACAUCCUAAUGCGUCAGGAAAUCCAGGAUAAAGAAAUGGAGAUAGACGUGAUGACAGACGUGAUCAAAAAGUCCAGGGACAGGAAGAUCAAUCUGAAGCUGCAGGUUCAGGAGGUUCAGGCCCGACUCCAAACAGAAGAAGAGGCCAAACGAUUCCUGAACGAGUCACUGAACGAACUGAAGGAGGAGCUGGAGCGAGAGAAGCUGGAGAAGGCCGCCAUUUUGAGAAACUGUGAGGAUCUCAAAGAGGGACAGAGCACAGUACAGCAAGAGUGUUCUCUGCUGGAGGUCAAGGUUAGUGCUCUGUCCCAAAAACUAAUGGACACUGAAGAAGAGCGCUCCCUGCUGGAGGUUAAGUCCAGAGCAUUGACUCAAAAACUCACGGAAACUGAAGAAGAGCGCACUCUGCUGGAGGCCAAGUCCAGUGAAUUGGAACAAAAGCUGAUAAAAUCAGAAGAGAACUGCUCUCUGCUGGAGGCUAAGUCCACUGCAUUGACUCAAAAACUAAAGGAGACGGAAGAAGAGCGCUCCCUGCUGGAGGAGAGGUGGUUGGCCACGGAGCUGAAGCUGGAGAAGAAGCGUCAAAAGUGGUACAGGAAACUCCUGCGCUGCUAA
Messenger RNA from Knipowitschia caucasica, 849 nucleotides. The record is from the annotation of a GenBank genome assembly. NCBI's taxonomy places the organism in Eukaryota, Metazoa, Chordata, Actinopteri, Gobiiformes, Gobiidae.